Molecule: messenger RNA, 1540 nt
Organism: Coccidioides posadasii C735 delta SOWgp
Lineage: Eukaryota; Fungi; Ascomycota; Eurotiomycetes; Onygenales; Onygenaceae
Source: RefSeq, a predicted model, not a curated record
CGCCCUGCCCUCCCCCCUCCCUCUCUUUCUCUAUCUCCAGGGCGGCCCUCUCGGUUAGUUAACUAUAUUAAUUUCACAAAGACCAGCUUGUUUUCUCCUCUGCUCGUCAAGCAACACGGCAUUGGGUCGCACAGAACGUCCCUGCAUUGACCUGGGCGCGCACCAAGUGCACUAGGGUGGUUUGACCCUGAGAUCUUCGACGAGUUUCACAUUCGGCCGCUCGCCCUCCUUUCGUCGUACGCCAACUCUGCCCGGCCGCCUGCUCCUCCAUCAAGAAAGAUUCACCAUUUCGACCCCGACGUGCUAGCUUUUGCAGCCAGACCAGGCACCGCCCCCCACCGCGAAUAGUCUCUCCUCUUGAACUGCCGUUUCAUUCUGUGGAACUGGUCCCGAAUCUGUUUACACGAUGGCUGAGUCCCAGAAGCCGUCCGUACUGAUCAUUGGAGGCCUAGGCUUCAUCGGUCGCCAUCUCGCACUCUACAUCCACGAGAACAAACUCGCCUCUGAAGUUCGAAUAGUGGAUAAACUGCUCCCCCAGCUGGCCUGGUUGGCUCCAGAAUUCAGCGAGGCAUGCUCACAGGACAAGUUCGUGCAGGCGGAUGCAAGUCGCGAACAAUCAUUUCCUCGCAUCUUCGAUCGCCCCAACGGCGCCCAAUUCGACUAUGUCAUCGACUGCGGUGGCGAAACUCGAUUCUCCCAAUCCGACGAUGUAUAUCGCCUCCGUACCUAUGCCCCUUCUCUCGCGAUCGGCAAGGAAUGUGCUCGACGGGGUAUCCGUGCCCUGAUCCAGUGCUCUGCCGCAACCGUAUACAAAGCAGAAUCGAAACCUCACAAGGAAACAGAUAAGACCAAGCCCUCCUUCAAAGUCUCCAAGUGGAAACUCACCCUGGAGGAGGACUUGAAGAAGAUUCCUGGCCUGAAUCUUUGCAUCCUAAGGUUUCCGCGUGUAUGGGGUGAAUACGACACGGGCUUCUUGACCCCUGCUCUUUGUCUCGGAAGGGUACACAAAGAACUUGAGAAACCAAUGACUUUCCUGUACUCCAAAGAUCAGGUCAUGAAUACGGUAUACGUCAAGGAUGCGGCUCGUGCUCUUUGGACAGCGGCAGAGUGGCGAGCCUCCAAAGGUCCCGUUACGAAUAACGAAGACCCUCCGUUUCCUAUCACAUUCAACAUCGUCGACCACAAUAACACGAAAAAGGGAGAUUUAGCCGACGCCCUAAACCGAACCUUCGGCAUUGAGUGCGAAUUCUUGGGGACGUUAAUGACCCAGUUCGCGAAGCUGAAUCAAGAAGAAAUAGUCGAUGAGAUGAAUGAAGAGGCCCUUGAGACCUGGGCUGAUUUACUCCAUGCAAAGGGAAUCACCAGGCCCGGUCCCAUAAGCCCUUUUGUGGACAAGGAGCUUCUGAAAGACACCGAUGUUUCAGUCGACGGAUCUUUAUUCGAACAGACGACUGGCUUCACGUAUCAGACUCCAACUCUUCCCCAGGAUUGGUUGGAGAUCAUCGUCAGAAGCUAUGACCGAAUGAACUGGUGGCCUUGA